AUGACUCAGAACAUAGAGGAACCCUCAGAGACUUUUGGAGAUAUUAACCUCACCCUUGGCCUGCUGAACAAGGAAGAUAAUGUUAGCAAGGAAGACAUUUAUAGUCAUCUCAUUUCCAUUAUUCAGACUACUGACAUCUUGGAUGAUGCAAUUGUCCAGCGUUUGAUUUGUUCUUCUUCUAAGGACAUGAGAAAUAACAAUAUCCUCAGAGAAAUCAGAAUGCUAGCUGGGGAAGUUUUGGUGUCUCUUGCAGCACAUGAUUUCAACUCUGUGAUGUAUGAAGUACAAACUAACUUCAGGAUCCUAGAGCUACCAAAUGAAUUCACUGUACUGGCCCUGGCUGAGCUGGCAACCAGCUAUGUGUCUCAGAGCAUCCCCUUCAUGAUGAUGACACUACUCACCAUGCAAACCAUGCUCAGGCUGGCUGAUGAGGAAAAAAUGAAAGAAGCUUUCUGUAUUGCCCUUGAAAAGUUCAGCAAAGCCAUUUAUAAGUAUGUCAACCACUGGAAAGAUUUUCCCUAUCCCAGAUUGGAUGCCAACCGACUGUCUGAUAAGAUCUUCAUGCUGUUCCGAUAUAUAAUGGAGAGGUGGGCCCCCACAGACUCUCGAGUUCAAACUUUAGCCAUCAUUAAGGCCCAUGGCCCUGCAGUAAGUCUCCUGCUACAUCGAGAAGAUUUGUGUGAAUAUGCCCUGAGCCAGAUACCCUGGGUCUUGAACCAGUAUAAGGACAAAGAGAUUGAUUUCCACAUAACUCAGAGUCUAAAACAAAUAUUAACUGCUGUUGUCCUUUAUGGCAUUGUCCUUCCGAAGCCCUUGCGAAGACUCAUCUUUACCAAUUUACUCAAUCAGAUCUGCAAAGUUCAAGAGCCUCCAGUCAAGGAAAAUGAAAUAGAAGCAUCAAGCUGUUUCCUCAUUCUAGCCCAUUCCAACCCUGCAGACCUGGUUGAAUUUUUUGAUGAACAAAUAAGAAGUAGCAAUGAAGACAUUCGAACAAGAAUCUUGCUUUUGUUGAGACUGAUUGUCAGUGCUGAUGAGCCUAAAUUAAGGGACUAUGCCACUUCAAUUGAAAGAACAAUCAAAGCCAUCAUGAAUGAUCUUAAUAUAAAAGUGAGGAAUUCUGUCCUCCUCCUCAUCCAAACCAUGUGUGAAAAGAGUUAUGUGGAAGCUCGGGAAGGAUGGCCUCUGAUUGAUUAUGUCUUCUCCCAGUUUGUACUUUCUAACAAAAAUCUGGAGAAGGCAAAGAAGGAGAUGACUGAAAAGGGAGAGAUAUCUGUGAGAGAAGCAAGCCUAGAGGUCUUAAAAACCCUGGACCCCCUGGUGAUUGGGAUGCCUCAGGUACUGUGGCCAAGACUUUUGACUUUUGUGGUACCUGCAGAAUAUACAGGAACCCUGGACUACCUAUUUAAUAUCAUCAGAAUUCUGAUUAUGGCAGAAGAGAGGAAGAGAAAGAAUGCCAAGGAGUCAACAGAACUAGUCCUCUCUACAGGAGUUGCCAAACUUCCUUCACCACAUCAGCUCCUGGCAAGACUUCUGGUAAUAUCUAUACUCGCCAGUUUAGGAGAAUUGCGUGGGGCCGGUGCUCUAGGACUUCUGAAGGUAUUGCCUGAGAUAAUUCAUCCAAAAUUGGUUCCGCUCUGGAAGACACGAAUACCUGAUCUUCUACUACCUCUAGAAGGAAAGAAUACUAAUAUGGUGAUAUGGGAAACCAUACUGCUUCAGUUACUCAAAGAAUCUUUACAGACGAUCAAUGAUGUAGCUUGGACCAUUCAACUGAGUCGUGAUUUCAGCAAGCAGAUGGAAAGUUAUAGCAAUAGUUCCAUUGAGAAGAGAUUCCUUUGGAAGUCCUUGGGAACUACCUUAGCAUGCUGUGAAGAUAAAGACUUUGUAAGCUCACAGAUUAAGGAAUUUCUGAUUGCUCCCAGCCAACUGGGGGAUCAACGACAGGGAAUAACAUCUGUUUUAGGAUUUUGUGCUGAGAGCCACUUGGAUACUGUCUUAAAGGUUCUUAAAACAUUCCAAGACCAUGAAAAGUUUUUUAUGAAUCGAUGUAAGGGUAUUUUUUCAGGGAAAAAGAGCUUGACCAAGACUGAUGUCAUACUGAUCUAUGGAGCUGUGGCCCUCCAUGCUCCCAGAAGCCAACUCCUUGCCAAGCUUAAUCAAGACAUCGUAUCCCAAGUCUUGCUUCUUUAUGGUCAGUGUAGUCAGGUUCUGGGCAUGUCUGUGAUAAACAAGGACAUGGAUCUGCAGAUGAGUUUCACACGAAGUAUCACGGAGAUUGGCAUUGCUGUCCAAGAUGCUGAGGACCAGACAUUCAAGUUUUCCUACAAGGAGGUGUUACUCAGUUACAUGCUGGACUUCGUCAGGGACGAGCCCUUGGAUUCCUUAGCUACUCCCGUUCGAUGGAAAGCCUUAAUUGCCCUCCGAUACCUCAGCACACUGAAACCGACAUUGUCACUAAAUGACCAACUUAAUGUUCUUGAAGAGAAUAUCCGGAGACUGCUGCCCCUUCCACCUCUUGAAAAACUGAUAGAUGAUGGUCAGACAGACCAAGACAAGGAGCACAUUAAAUUUCUCUACCAUCGAUCCAUGGACGCCCUAGGAAAGCUGAUUAAAACCAUGAUAUGGGAAAAUGAGAAAGGAGAAGAGUGUGAAGAAAUGUUUAAUCUUCUCCGAAUGUGGCUUGUUUCAAACAAAGAAUGGGAAAGAGAAAGAGCCUUCCAGAUAGCUGCAAUGGUGUUGACAGAUAACGUCAAGGCACCACAGAAAUUUAAAAUCGCCUCAAUCCUUGGAGUCCUGGUUCCUCACUCCUGCGACACCCUAUCUACCAUCCGUCAGGCAGCCACCAGCUCCACUAUUGGUCUGUUCAAAAUAAAAGGCAUUUGCAUGGACGUGGAAUGGCUGCAGACUUUGCAGGAUGGGCUGGAAAAUGAUGACGCUCAGGUCCAUAUGAAGAUUUCUUCUAAAAUAGCGAAGACUUUAAGCAGAUUCAUCCCACGUGAAGAAAUUCAAAGUUUCCUGGAGGAAAUCCUGGAUGGUCUAGAGACCCUCAAUCUCAUGUGUUCAAGGGCCUGUGGCAUAUGGAUGAUCACUGUCCUGAAGGAUCAGGGAGCCACUUUGGAGGAUCAGCUGCUGGAGAUUUUGAGCAUAAUUUACCAUCACAUGCCAGUCCUCAGACAAAGAGAGGAAAGUUUUCAUUUUAUGCUGGAAGCCAUCUCCCAGAUAGCCAGCUUUCAUCCAGAAGCAGUUGCUGCCAAUCUUUUACAGAAGCCUCUGCCCUUUGACAGGGACACAAAGACAUUGUGGAAGUUCCUGGCUGAGAACCCAGCCUCCAGCGGUAAACUCUUGCGAACCUUAGUAGAUAAGCUGGAGACCCAAUUAGAAGAUGACAUAGUGGGAAUCGAAGCAAUUUCAGUGGCCUGUGCUAUGUAUGAAGUGGUGUCCGUAGGCACCUCUGUCGCAAGCUUGUACCCAGAGCUGUUCACUCUUCUCCUGAAGCUAGUCAGCUGCAGCGUGGGCCAGAACAUGCCUACUUCUCCUUUAAGGCGCCAUCGGCAGCUGUUACAACAGGGAGAGCAGCACCAGAUAGCAGACCCCUGCAGGCUCUCAACCACAACUCUGAAGUUUGUCCAGGCCCAGGCCAUGAAAGAAGGCCUUGCCAAAGAGUCUGAGGAGGGGGACAAUUUGUGGACCCUCCUCUGUAAUCCCAAUACCCACCACAUAGGAGUAUGUGCUCUGGCCAGGAGCAUGGCAGUGUGGCAAUAUGGUGUCAUCCUGGACAUCAUGGAGCAACUAUUCCCGUCUCUCACCUCCUCCUCAGAAAACUACCGGAUUACGGGCACAGCUUUCUUCUGUGAGCUCAUGAAGGAGCCAGUACUUUGGAAGCACGGGAAUCUACGAGAUGUGCUGAUAUUGAUGGAUCAGAGUUCCUGGGAUUCCAAUGCCAUUUUGAGGCAAAUGGCCAUCCGAGGGCUUGGGAAUGCAGCUUCUGGAGCUCCACACAAGGUGAAGAAGCAUAAGCAGAUACUCUUAGAAUCUAUCAUCAAAGGCCUCUAUCACCUGGCCCGCACUGAAGUUGUCUGUGAAAGCUUGAAGGCUCUAAAAAAGUUUCUGGAGCUGCUCACAGACCGAGACGUGAGCUUCUACUUCAAAGAAAUUGUGCUGCAAACAAGAACCUUCUUUGAAGACGAGCAGGAUGAAGUUAGACUGACUGCUAUCCUCUUAUUUGAGAAUCUGGCAUCACUAACAGGAAGAAGGUGGAAGAUUUUUUUUGCUGAAGAAAUAAAAAAGAGCAUGAUUUCAUUCCUUCUCCACCUCUGGGACCCCAAUCCCAAGAUUGGCAUUGCUUGCCGUGAUGUUCUGACCAUCUGCAUUCCCUUUCUGGGCCUCCAGGAGCUCUAUGGCAUAAUAGACCAGCUCCUUGAUGGUCAAGAACUACCAAGGGCCAGAGAUUUCUACAGGCAAUUCUGUUUGAAACUGGCAAAGAAAAACCGGGAAAUCCUAUGGAUCCUCCACACCCACUCAUUCACCUUCUUCAACAGUAACUGGGAGUCUAUCAGGAGCUCGGCUGUCAAACUAACAGAUGCCAUUGUUCUCAACUUGACUGGCCAAUACAUGGAAUUAUUAGACAGAGAACAAUUGACUGCACGGCUCCAAGCACUUCGGCAAGACCCCUGUUCCAGUGUCCAGAGAGCAGCCGAUAUUGCUUUGCAGACUCUUCUGAAAAGGUGUAAAGAAAUAGGCAUACCUCCAUAA
Sorex araneus (European shrew) is the source of this 4752-nucleotide messenger RNA. It is a transcript of the gene MROH2B, whose product is annotated as maestro heat like repeat family member 2B. Gene Ontology annotation, cellular component: cytoplasm; acrosomal vesicle. The coding region runs from base 1 to 4752 and encodes 1583 amino acids. The record is from RefSeq and is a predicted model, not a curated record. The transcript is spliced from 42 exons. NCBI's taxonomy places the organism in Eukaryota, Metazoa, Chordata, Mammalia, Eulipotyphla, Soricidae.